Molecule: messenger RNA, 1623 nt
Organism: Rodentolepis nana
Lineage: Eukaryota; Metazoa; Platyhelminthes; Cestoda; Cyclophyllidea; Hymenolepididae
Source: the annotation of a GenBank genome assembly
AUGGAUACCGGAAUGAAUGCAUCGGAGAAUUCGCAUUCCCAUUCUGAUGAUUUGGAUAAAGGAUCUGAUGAACAGACUGGUGGUGAAUCAUCCUCGAAGAAGACUUCAUCCGAAUUCGACGAAGCACCUGCCCCAAACCUCCAUAAAAAUAGGGAAAAGAAUGAUGUUCCUAAUAAAACAUCGCAAGCUAUUAUGAAAUUACCGAAAUCAGAAAAUGAACCGGUAGUUCUUGAUGAUAAACACGAGGAAAAUUCACAUGCUGCUUCGAGGAGUGAUGAUUCACAAGGCAUGCAGAGUUUCAACACUGUCUUUAAUGCUGAAGAAAUCGAUUCCAACUCUAAAGAGUGUGAAGAAGACCGAGAUAAACAUGACGAAGAGAGUCAAAAUAUCGAGGCGGAGGAGGACUUGGUGUACUCUGGAGAAGGAGAGGAAGAAGAAGAAUAUUCGGAUGAUGAGGACGAAGAUGUGCCUAUUAUAAAUCGCCGAAGACAUUUUGGGGACUCUGAUGAGGAGGAAAGUUGUGAAGAAGAAGAAGAAGAAGAAAUCAUACAAAAUGAACCACAUCGUGAUGUUACAUCUGAAACAGAUGAUAAUAGCGAGCAAGAUCAGCCACAAAUUGAAGAUAGAAUUGCCGACAAGGAAAAGAACGCAGAGGCUGAAGUGGGUGCAAAGGUCAAAAGACCCAAUCGUCGCGAUCCCACUUAUGUCCCUAGAGAAGGAGCCUUCUUCAUGCAUGACGCUAGAGAUGCUUCAGAUAAUGAGGAGAAUGACGAACGACGCCAAUCUCUGAGGCCUAAGCCCUCAAAAAAUCGACCAGGUAUUGCAGCAAAGUGGUCUCAUGAUCUUUACGUUGAACGUGAGCAGCAACCACUUUCAACAAAUGAAAUUAUCUCCCGCUAUGGUUACAAUAUUCGUGAAAGAAGAGUUGAUCAGAUUGACGAGGCAGCUUCUCCUGCAUCUGUUCAAAGGCGUUCAAACAAUCAUGGUGGCCGAGGUCAUAGACGCUUUUAUAAACCAUCCCAAAAUCCUCCCCCUAAAUCUAAAUCAGUUGCUUUCGCCGAGAAUGAUUUCCCUUCUCUUCAAGAAGCCGAAGAAUUAAAUAGAGAACAAGGAUCGCGAAAUUCAUAUCAUCAAAGACGUGGUGGUUUCUCCUUUAGUAGGCGUGGAAACUCCCAUCCAAGAAGUUCUGAUUUCCACAGCAAUAAUCCCCCGAAAAGUGAGGAAUCACAAAUCAGUCAGACUGAACCUCAAAAACGCCAGAUCCGCGGAAAUAAAUACCAAAGGGAUGAAGGUAUUCGUUCUGAUCCCCAAAAACGUCCUCAUGGACGUCUUUAUUUUCAUCCUGGUCCCAGUCGACGGAAUCAAGAUCCAAGACCUGGAGUGGAUGUGCUUACCUAUAACUCUAAUAGUAAGCGCUACUCUACAAAUCGACCUCAAAAUAGUGCUAAUUCUCAGUCAGAACGUCAACCAACAAGGCAAGUGGUGAUCAGAAAUCAACCCAAGCAGAAUCAAAGAUCGCAGAUUAGUAGAUCCUAUAACAAUAAUAGGAAUGCUCAACGACAUGAACAAAAUCGGGGUAGGCAGGACUGCUCUGAUUCCCGUGUUGACCAGAGUAAAGGUUAG